GAGCCCCUCGAAAUGAUUCUACCGCGGCAGAAACCUGCUCUAUACCCAACUUCCCCCAACUUUCCCGAAUACCGCCACUGGGCUCUACCCUGGCUCUGUUUCUCGACCGACCGACCGACCUACCGAUGGAUCGAUAGAUGGCUACCGCUGCUACUGCUACUGCUGCUCUAUACCCCUUCUUUUCGUAUUCUUCUGAGAUCCCUUGAUGCAUGCGUGCGCAGUGCGUACCUGCGAAAGAUCUUGCUUGGUCGUGCAUCCAUUGGUCUUCCUGUCUCCCGUUUCCACUCUCUUCUUUCUGCCGCGCUGCUGCUGCUGCUGCUCCGUCUCGACUUGCUUCGCAUGCUUCCUUCGCCUUUCUUACUCUUCCUCGAAUCUGUCUUUUUUAGGUGUUUUCUCGAUCACCCGUUCUCUAUCAAUACCCAUUUCGAUGUCUUGCGCUGCUAUCGAAUCCCUAGUGUGAUCUUGCAAUUCGGUGUGGGUCUCUACGCUCCUCUUCUUU
Microstroma glucosiphilum is the source of this 499-nucleotide messenger RNA. RefSeq lists its product as hypothetical. The record is from RefSeq and is a predicted model, not a curated record. The coding region runs from base 206 to 460 and encodes 84 amino acids. The transcript has a single exon. Lineage: Eukaryota; Fungi; Basidiomycota; Exobasidiomycetes; Microstromatales; Microstromataceae.